AAGCAAGCACUUUCAUUCCAUACAUUUUGAUUUCAACAUUUCAAUACACAAAGUUUGGUAAGAGGAUAAAGCAAGAAAGAACUUUAAGCAGAUCAUUUGUACUCAAUUCAUCAAAGCUACUACAUUCAUUAAAAUUUUAGUAAACAUGUAUCAGUUCUUUGGUAUACUAUUACUAGUAUCACUAAUACAUGGACACGAGGACAAUUCAAUCACAGAAACCAUACCACCAAUAGUAAUGACUACAACAACAGAAAUACCAGUUACUACGAUAAAAUCAGAACCAUCAUUAAUUCCAUGUAGUUGUGGUGUUUUCUUGAGUGGUCAAUUAAAAAAAGGAAACAAAAUAUCACCCAGUGGAAAUCCAGCUCUUCUUCAUGAAAUGAGUGAAACAUACCCAUGUACAAGUGCUGGAAAUAAAAUGUGCAUUAACAAAUGCUUAGAUAUGAUUGUAAAACACUUACCCAACAGUCCAAAUAUUCUUUGUGGAUCUAUUGAAAGGGAUAUUCAUAAAGAAAGAGCAUACUUAUUCAUCAAAAACUGCAAAGACGAAUGGGUAAAUACAAACUUAUCUGCUGGUCGAGAAUAUUGCUGCAAGGAUGGCCUACCUUACAAGUGUCCUCUUUUGAGCUGAAUCCUCUAGCUAAAAUGAAUAUUUAUAUCGUUAUUUUUUUAUACUACUAUCGAUAAUUAGAACUAAGCUUUUUAUAUAACAUGACAUUGAAUAAUAAAAGUCCAGAUAACGUUUUAAUAGACAUUGUCGAUUUUAUUUAAAUAUUCGUUUAACCAUU
Messenger RNA from Phymastichus coffea, 788 nucleotides. RefSeq names its product follicle cell protein 3C-1 (gene Fcp3C). The transcript has 4 exons. The coding region runs from base 146 to 631 and encodes 161 amino acids. Lineage: Eukaryota; Metazoa; Arthropoda; Insecta; Hymenoptera; Eulophidae. The record is from RefSeq and is a predicted model, not a curated record.